Sporisorium graminicola is the source of this 1344-nucleotide messenger RNA. RefSeq lists its product as uncharacterized. The coding region runs from base 1 to 1344 and encodes 447 amino acids. Lineage: Eukaryota; Fungi; Basidiomycota; Ustilaginomycetes; Ustilaginales; Ustilaginaceae. Gene Ontology annotation, molecular function: protein serine/threonine kinase activity; ATP binding. The transcript has a single exon. Gene Ontology annotation, cellular component: Golgi apparatus; cytoplasm. The record is from RefSeq and is a predicted model, not a curated record. Gene Ontology annotation, biological process: vacuolar protein processing; regulation of vacuole fusion, non-autophagic; protein phosphorylation.
AUGCCGUCGAUACAGUCGGGGUCGGCCGGCCUACUCGGUAGCCUGUUUGAGCGAGCGCAGGAUGCCAUCUUUGCGCUCUCAUCCUGUUUACCCUGCACGCCCGAGACGUCGGUGCUGAAGCUCAACGGGCGCAACUUCCAGAUCGUCAAGCUGCUCGGCGAAGGUGGCUUCAGCUUCGUCUACCUCGUCAAGGACCAAGACUCGGGCCGACUCUUCGCACUCAAAAAGAUUCGAUGCUCAUCGUACGGCGCCGACUCGUUCCAGGAGGCGAUGAAGGAGAUCGAAGCGACCAAACGGUUUCGAUCGCCGCACAUCAUUCCCAUCUACGACAGCUGUGUGGUGCAAGACGAUGCGGGAUCGGGCACACUGUUUGGGAACCUGCCUUCGAGCGAUCCGGAUGGCGGAGGAGGUCGCGGUGGCGAUGGAGGCAAGGUGAUCUACCUGUUUUUGCCGUUUUACGAGAAGGGUAACUUGCAGGACGCGAUCAAUGCACACGUUGUGCGUGGGACCCGAUUUGGUGAGCGCGAGAUGCUGCAGCUGUUCCUUGGCACGUGUAAAGCGGUACGGGAGAUGCACCACUACCGGCUGCCCAACGUGGGCGCGACACGCCGCAGCGCAGAAGCGUCGUCGAUACCGCGCAUGGAGGUGACGCCUCCGCAAGACCCGUUCGCAGACUCGCAGGCCGAAGCGCCGCUCAUCUCGGGCAGCCCUUUCGCCGACGACGACAACGAAGAGGAUGACGGCAACAAUGCCUCGUACCCUCCGAAGCCGAAUAAGGGCAAGGCGCGCGACAUGGGCCUGGACUCUGCGGGCGCUGGCGGCAUCGCUAAAGAUGGCGGCGGUGGUGCGGGCGAGCUGCUGCCCUAUGCUCACCGUGACAUCAAGCCGGGCAACGUCAUGGUUGCCGACGAUGGCAAGACGCCCAUCCUCAUGGAUUUCGGCAGCACGAUCAAGGCACGUGUCUACAUCAAGACCCGCAAGGACGCCGUCGCGCACCAGGACAUGGCCGCCGAACGCUCGUCCAUGCCCUAUCGCGCACCGGAGUUGUUCGACGUGCCGACGGAUACGACGCUCACCGAGUCGGUCGACAUCUGGUCGUUGGGCUGUUUGUUGUAUGCGCUGGCGUACUUGCACUCGCCGUUCGAGACGACGCAGACUAUUGAGCAAGGUGGUUCCAUUGCACUAGCCGUGCUGAAUGGCUCGUACAAGACGCCGGCGGAGGAUCCGUAUUCGGAGAAGACAAGAGAGGUGAUCAAGCGAUGUAUCCAGGUCAAGCCGGACGAAAGACCGGAUAUCGACCAGGUGAUUGAGUUGACCCAGGCUGCUCUGCGCGGGCUCGAGUAG